Messenger RNA from Frankliniella occidentalis (western flower thrips), 4916 nucleotides. It is a transcript of the gene fmt, whose product is annotated as serine/threonine-protein phosphatase 6 regulatory subunit 3. Gene Ontology annotation, molecular function: protein phosphatase binding; protein phosphatase regulator activity. Lineage: Eukaryota; Metazoa; Arthropoda; Insecta; Thysanoptera; Thripidae. Bases 190 to 2925 code for a protein of 911 amino acids. The transcript is spliced from 21 exons. Gene Ontology annotation, cellular component: nucleus; cytosol. The record is from RefSeq and is a predicted model, not a curated record.
UCAUAUCAUUCACACAGUGCUGCCCUCUGUGAGUGAUUUUUCGUAUGACGUCUCGUUACACACAUUAGGCUGUAGUCCCGUAGUUUUGAUGUAUCUGUAUUUAUUUCUCUAAAUAGCAAUUAUUUUCCUCAGCGUCUCUGCGAGAGUUGUAUCUUUGUCUCUGGAUUAUUUCAACUGUUAUUUUCCAAAAUGUUUUGGAAAUACAACACUACUAAUUCAAAUCACUUGGAAGCAUUACUAAGCAAACCAGAUUUGACCCUACAAGAACUCCUGGAUGAUGAGGACAUUUUGCAAGAAUGUAAAGUGCAAAACAAAAAAUUAAUCGAUUUCUUGUGUCGACCAGAAGUAAUGGAACAGUUGGUAACAUACACAACAGUGGAACCACCAGCAGAUCUGAAUGAAAAAAUAAGGUUCAAAUACCCCAACGUUGCGUGCGAACUUUUAACAAGUGACAUCCCUGCCAUAAAUGAACAUCUUGCAGCUGACGAACCACUAAGCAAGCUUUAUGCCUUCUUAGAGGGAGAGCCACCACUAAAUCCUCUCCUUGCUUCAUUUUUUAGUAAAACUCUUGGUAUUCUAGUUGCUCGCAAAAGUGAACAGAAUUGGUAUCUGUACCAGAUAACAUGUUUAAAAGUCUUGCAGUUCUUACAGUUAAAAGAAAACUGCAUUCCACUUCUUUUAAACCAUUUAGGCACCUCUGCUAUCAUGGAUUUGAUGCUGAAACUUAUUACACAGAUGGAAGGAACAGAUAUCAGACAAAACCUCAUCAAUUGGUUUGAAACCCAAAGCGUUAUACCAUCAUUGAUAGCACUUUUGAAGCCAGAUGUUGAUUCCGAACGUCAUUGUAAUGUGUCUCAACUGCUUUCUGAUGUAAUACGGAAAUCAAGAGAGAACCUAAUGAAUUCUCCAGAUCCAGAUCCUAUCCUUAUCACGUUGGAAAAACAAGAGACUGUGGCAGAACUUUUGGACCACAUGUUAAGUGGAGAGACAAAAAGUGAAUCUGGUAUUGUUGGUGGUAUUGGUGUGCUUUUAACCUUGAUUGAAGUUCCACAACCAAGGAUUCCUGAAACAACAUACACUGAUGAGACAGUACAAGUUACACAAGAGGAGGAAAUACCACCACCUUCACCGCCUGUGCCUCCUGUCGUACACACAACUAUAGCUGCCAUUUUACCAAGACUCAAAGAUUUCCAUGCCCUGCUGCUUAAUCCUCCUCAGAAACCACCCGUGAAGACUACUGUGGGAACUUUAGAUCCUCCUCUUGGAAACACUCGGUUGCAAGUGGCAAGACUAGUUGCUGCACUCAUAGCUGUCAACAAUCCUGCCAUUAAUCAAGAAUUGGCAAAUUUGGGUACCAUUGAAGUGUUGCUGGACUUGUUUUUCAAAUAUCAGUGGAAUAAUUUCUUACAUACACAGGUUGAACAGUGCAUAGCUUCUGCCUUGAAGCAUCAAACUAAAGCUUCAGGUGAAGGAGAUCCACAGGUUCAUUGUUUAGUUGAAAAUUUACUUGUGAAGUGUGACUUGUUGAGGAGGAUAUUAGAUGCCUGGGAAGAAAAUGAAGCAAACCAGUCAAAAGAGAAAAGCCAACGGCGAGGUUAUAUGGGCCAUCUAAUAAAGAUCGCUAAUCUCGUUGUAGACCAGGUGGCCAAGUGUUCUUUGAGACCAAUUUUGGUGAAACAGUUGUCACCAGAAGUUCUUGGUGUCUGGGAAGAGUUUGUUAGUUGCACCUUAAGUGAAAUAAAUAAGACGCACAAUAUUGCAUUGGGAGGAGCUCCACCCUUACAAUCUAUGGAAUUAGAUAAGGAAGAAGCUAAUUACAAACACGUUGCUUUCCAACCCGACACAUCACAAGCAUUUGCUGAUUACCAAGUGCAAGAAAUGGCACCUGGCUUUACUGAGAACUAUGGUUUUCAUGAUAAUGAAUUCAAUGAUCCUGAGGAUACUCUACACUCGUCGGUGGAUCGCCUUCCUGAGAUGUCAGUUGCUCUAAAUGAGGAUGUGGACAGACAAUAUGAAUGGUUUAAGCAUGUCUGUACAAAGAAUUUGCGGUCUCUUGAAGAUGCUGAGGAAAGUGCUUGGGAAGAUACCAACCUAGGCAGUUUUCAAACCUCUGAAAAUGAAUCUAGCCGAUGGAAAAUGGAUAAGGAUCAAAGUAGCUCAGAUGAAGAAGAGGAGGAUGAUGAUAAAGAGGAAAAUGAAAUGAGGAGGCCUACCAAAUCAGACACUAGAAUGGAUGUGGAUGUCAAUGACAUUUGGUCAUCAGGCGCUGCAACCCUUGACACUAUAGCUGAUUUCCAAAAUCCGUGGGGUUCAACGGGACCCGCACCUGUGCCGGCUGCCGAAGCAUUCGGCUCCUCAGAUGCAGGCUGGGCUGAUUUCUCUAGCUUUGAAACAAAUUUUAGCUCAAGCACACAACUUAACGACGGUCAAAAAUCUCUUGAAUCAGCAGUGUUUGGUGGUGGUGCCACUGUGCAACCUGUUUCAGAUUCUGGAGAUAAGGAGGUCCAUGAAGAGAAAUUUGAAGCUCAAGCUCAUACCAUUGAAAAAGAAUCACCUGAAACCAAAGAUUCAGAUGAACCCGAGCUCCAUGGAAGUGAGUCAAAACCGAAUUCUGCUGGCGUCAGUUUUAUGGAAGCUGAUGCUAAUGCUAACCCAACCUCCAGUGCUGAUGACGUAACUUCAACAGCUACAGCCAUGGUUGAUGAAGUAGCAACUGCUGCUGUUGCUGCAGUUCGAGUGGUGGUUGCUGAUAAAUUAGGUUUAGAUAAUCAAAGAUUUUUAGGAGUGGUUCAAAAUGACAGUGAAACAGCCGCACAAAAUGAUUCUGAAGCUGUUGUUGAUGAGCCUGUGCCUUCAGAAGAAGCAGAAGAACAAAGGGAGGUCGAGGGCACUGUUGCUGAUGAUUUAUCAAGUAAAUCUGCCUAAUUACCAACUUUUAAAAAUCUAAUCACCUCUAAGCUGAACUUGGACAUGGAUCUCAUAUGAGGCAUAUAACCAAUGAAAACCAUUCAGUGCAUAUCGCAAAUUUAUCUGUGUUUAGUAAAUGAUAUUGUGUUGUAAAUAUAAUAAAUAUGUUUGUGUUUCAUGAAGUAAUGAAUAUUUGAUAAAUGACUGGCACACUAUGUAAAGUGAACUUUAAAUAGUUCUCGCAUUCAAACUUAAUGGAUGAUAAUACUUAAGGAAAAAAAAUGGUCACCACCCUUUGGCAGUUAGUUGAGGUUAAUGUCAAGCGAAUGAAUUAUUGUACUGAGCUGCUUAUUUUGUAUGUUUUGUACUUAACAUCAAGAUCUCUUUGCUCAAAUCUUUGUGUCAGACGAAAGACCUGGAUGCCACUCUAAUCUUUGGUGUGAUAAACAACUUCUAAAUUUUUCACAAGGUGUUGUAAAGAUGUGAUUGUUUUCUAAUGUAUUAAGCUUAUCAUGAGUUACCUGUAACUUGUUAUGUAAAUCAAUUUUGUAUUACCCAAAGUGGUUUUGAUCACCUUUUUAGUACAAUACUGGUCCUGUGAAACCAUUCUAUAAACAGAAAUGGAAGUGGAAAUUUUAAGCUUUUGGAGAAUGGCAUGCUGUUAGUUAAUUCUGCUCUUAAAGCAGUGUAUUGUGAUAUGCUUCAACCUGCUUGUCUAAUGUAUUAUCUGUGAAUCCUUCUGGUACCAAAUUUGUGCUUAUUAGGUAUUAUGGUAAAAGCCCAAAAGACCUAUUUUUGUGACUCAACCUCUGUCAAGUAAGACACUAUGAGAAUAUAGCUGUACAUUUAUCUUGAAGCUCGAUAUUUACCUGUAAAAGUGAGAUUAGCAAAGCAUGGUUAUUAUACCUGAUUUUUGAAAAUGUAUUAUUUUUAUCUAUUGGAAUUGGGGAAAAAAUAUGUACCUUGUAAGGGUAAGUACAGUAUCUGACGUUUUUAAAUUAGAUUUUGUCUUGAGAGACGUUUUUCAUGAUUUUAUGCAAGUGGUCAUUCAUUCAGGAUUCUUCCAUAUUGUUUGAAAUACACUCUAAUUUGGUUUUAUUUUAAAAAUUCUUAUUCAUUUGUGUCAUUUAAGUCCUUGUGCUACACAUGCUUUUGUUCAGUUUGUGAUGGAUAUUUAUGAUUACUGUGUACAUAUUUGUUUUUAAACUUAAGUUGUUUAUUGGAAUUGAAAUUUCUGUGUUAUCAUAUUAUAUUGUAAGAAGAGUUAGGUAUUGCAUCAGUGUUGGACACUGUGUAAUCUUUCAAGCAGUCACACUCUCAUGUACUGUAGCAUUGUGAGGCUUCAUAUAUUUUUCUGUUUUGCAACCUGUUCAUCUAAAAGGUCGAGGGCUUGUAAUUUCCUAAAGUAUCCAAUUGCAUCAGAGCCCUUUAUGUUCAACUGAGCGAUUGACAGACCAAAUAAUAUUGUUUCCGAUUUUCCUUGUAACUUGUUUGCCAGUAAAUUUGACUGAAAACUUAGUGUCAAUAGUCUUAUAUAGGAAUGUUCUCAAUGGUGGUAACAAAAAUUGGUGCUGCUACACAGAGUAGCAUGUGGCGAGCAUAAAAGUAAACAGGGUAACCAUACAUUAGUCUGCUGUUAUAUAUAAUUCUAGUGAAAGCAAACAAAAAAUCCCAUCAAAACAGACUUACAUAAUGAACAUUACAGGAUCACAAUACUGUUAAAAAAAAGUAUGUACCCUUGUAUGAAAUGUAGGGUUCUCCUAAUCGUGAUGGCAUUAUAGUAUUAUAUGUCGAAGUUCUUACAGCAUCUUCCUAUGUGAUAUCAUUUUUUCAAUCAAAAGCAGUCCUUUGGUUGCCGGCUCUCAUUACAGUAAAAUAUUCUGCGAGCUAAUUUUGAAAGGUAUUGUUGGUUGGUUGAGAGAAUCUCAAGACUUAUCUUGUGAUGUUGAAUGCACAAAAGCUGUGUUCCGUGUAGAACAUUGUACAUUAAUAAACUUUAAAUUAAUGAC